Molecule: messenger RNA, 910 nt
Organism: Pelagomonas calceolata
Lineage: Eukaryota; Pelagophyceae; Pelagomonadales; Pelagomonadaceae
Source: the annotation of a GenBank genome assembly
CUUGCGCGCAUCGCAUCGAUCAAUCUACGUGCGAGAGAAGAAACACCGCUCUGGACCACAACCAUCGACGGCAGUUGUUUUUCGUCGCCGGGCGCCCGGCAUCGCAUCCAUGAGGCUCCCAGCCGCCCUGCUGCUGCUGCUGUGCGCGCGGGCAAGCGGCGACGCACCCCUCGAGCUCGUAGCGCAGUUACGAGCCGUCCAGCGCGACAGCCCUUUGCUCGACUCGAUGAAGGAUGACGUCGCCGACGUGCCGCCGCACGAGCUGGCACAGGCGAGAGCCUCGCUAGGAGACGACGUCACCAGAGGCUUUCACGGCACGACGACCGUCGCCUUCCAGUACGAGGGCGGCACGGUCUGCUGCGUCGACAGCCGCGCGUCGCUGGGCACGUUCGUCGGAAGUUCAGCGGAAAAAAUCAUCCCCAUCUCGAAGAAAACGCUCGGCACGAUGGCCGGCUCGGCGGCGGACUGCGUGAGCUGGCUAAGGCUGCUGAGCGCCCUGUCGAAGCUCCACGAGCUCGAGAACGGUGCGCCUUUGAGAGCGUCACAAGCCGCGCGGACGCUCGGGUCUUUAUUGCGAAGACGGCGCGGCGACGACUACGGCGUUGGCACGAUGGUCUUUGAUAGUGACGCGUUAUACUAUGUGGAUGGCGAGGGCUACGAGCUCAAGGGGUCGGCCUUCGCCGUCGGGAGCGGUAGCGUCUACGCGUACCCGGCGCUCGAGGCGAAUCUAGAUGGGUUGGUGGACGCCGCCGCGGCGUUGGAGAUCGCCGAGCGCGCCGUUGCGACGGCGGCCGUCCGGGACGCCUACUCGGGUGGUCUGCUAAAUUUGUGCGUCGCCGAGAAGGGUGCCGAGGGCUGGCGCCGGUUGUUGAGAAGGCAUGCACCUGUUUUGUUAAAUACUUAGAACUCU